Messenger RNA from Acanthosepion pharaonis, 972 nucleotides. NCBI's taxonomy places the organism in Eukaryota, Metazoa, Mollusca, Cephalopoda, Sepiida, Sepiidae. The record is from the annotation of a GenBank genome assembly.
AUGCAUUAUAGAAAAAUGCAUUCCACAUCAGCGAUCAAAACUGUGUAUCUCUUUGUAGGGAAAACCGUGAAAUUUCUUUUUCCUAGUUUCUUUCAUUCUUGCCAUUUGUUUUUCCUUCACUCCAGAACUUUCUUUUUUUCAUUUUCUUUCAAUUUUGAUAUUUAUUUUUCUGACUUUUGCAAGUUUUUUUGUUGUUUUUGUGCUAUUCAUUUUUCCUUCAUUUUUUUUUACUAUUCAUUUGUCCUUCAGUGUAGAUAUUUCAUUUUUCCUUCAUUUUUUAUAAUAUUCAUUUCUCCUUCAGUGUGGAUAUUUCAUUUUUCCUUCAUUUUUUUCUUCAUUUUUUAUAAUAUUCAUUUGUCCUUCAGUGUGGAUAUUUCAUUUUUCCUUCAUUUUUUUCUUCAUUUUUAUAAUAUUCAUUUGUCCUUCAGUGUGGAUAUUUCAUUUUUCCCUCAUUUUUUUCUUCAUUUUUAUAAUAUUCAUUUGUCCUUCAGUGUGAAUAUUUCAUUUUUCCCUCAUUUUUUUCUUCAUUUUUAUAAUAUUCAUUUGUCCUUCAGUGUGGAUAUUUCAUUUUUCCCUCAUUUUUUCUUCAUUUUUAUAAUAUUCAUUUGUCCUUCAGUGUGGAUAUUUCAUUUUUCUUUCAUUUCUUCUUCAGUGUGGAUAUUUCAUUUUACUCUAUUUUUUUCUUCAUUUUUUUUCACUAUUCAUUUCUUCUUCUGUGUGGAUAUUUCAUUUUUCCUUUCUUUUUUUUACUAUUUAUUUCUUCUUUUAUCUGGAAAUUCUUUAUUUCAUAUUUUCUAUUUAUUAUUAUUCUAUGUGCAAUUUUCAUUCUUUUCUUCUUUCAUUACUUUCUUUUUCUUUUCUGCAAUCAUUUUUUCUUAUUUAUUAUUCCUUCUAUAUGAAAAAUAUUUCUACCUUUUUCCUUCAUUAUUUACAAUUAAUCUUCUUUCUUUUUGGACAUUCCUUCUUUCCUGA